This is a messenger RNA of Neopsephotus bourkii (Bourke's parrot), 2849 nucleotides long. It is a transcript of the gene SUSD4, whose product is annotated as sushi domain containing 4. Gene Ontology annotation, biological process: negative regulation of complement activation, classical pathway; negative regulation of complement activation, alternative pathway. Lineage: Eukaryota; Metazoa; Chordata; Aves; Psittaciformes; Psittacidae. Bases 366 to 1817 code for a protein of 483 amino acids. The record is from RefSeq and is a predicted model, not a curated record. The transcript is spliced from 9 exons.
AAGCGAAAACAACCAGAAACUACCAGGGGCUUGAGCACCAACUUCACGUUUCUCAGCCCUUGGAAGCGUUCGGGCUCCCGUGGAACGGGGCAGUGAGAGCCCUACCCCCGCCCCGCUCCCCACCCGGCGGGACACCCAUUCCUUGCCGUGCCGUUCCAUGCGCGGAGGGGCGCCGCAGCCCUGCCCGCGGCUGCCAUGCGUGUGCGCGGCGGCGGGGCUGCCCGCGCUGCCGCUGGGCGCCGGCGGUCCCGCAGCGCAGGGCUCCCCGCGGCCAAGGACCGGCGGCCGGGGCAGGUGCGCGCUGCGUCUCCGCGCUGCCCCCCCCCGCAGGCGGCGGCUAACCGGAUGCCUUUGGCGGGCAGAAGAUGUGUCAUGGGAAGCAGGCGAGCGGCGGCGGUGCCCUCCCGGCGGCGCGGCGGCGGGCGCUGGCCGCGGCGCUCUGGAUGCAGCUGGCGCUGAGCAUCGGCCCGGGGCCGGCGGCGGGCGGGUUUGAUGACCUGCAUGCUUGUGCUGACCCUGGAGCUCCUGAACAUGGAUACAAGACACCCAGUGCAGGUGUAUUCUUUGAAAGCGUGGUAGUCCGGUUUCAUUGCCAAGAAGGAUACAGGCUUAAUGGUACUUCAAAAAAACUUUGUGUGAGACACUUUAACGGCUCCCUGAGCUGGAAACCAAGUGAUAAACCUGUGUGCCUACAAGAAGUCACAGAUUGCCUUGUUCCACACGUUGAAGAUGCAGAGGUUCAUAACAAGACAUACAGGACUGGCGAUAAAUUAAUAAUCAGCUGUCAUGAAGGAUUCCAGAUCCGUUACCCUGACUUAGACAACAUGGUUUCAAUAUGUCAAGACGAUGGAACAUGGGAUAAUCUGCCCAUUUGUCAAGGUUGCCUGAGGCCAUUGGUUCUUCCUCAUAGUUACAUUAACGUAUCUGAGUUUGAGGCCUCCUUCCCCGUAGGAACAGUGGUGCAUUAUCAAUGCUUUCCUGGAUAUAAACUAGAAGGAGCAGAGCUCCUUGAGUGCAUGUAUAACCUUAUCUGGUCAGAUAGCCCACCUAGGUGCCUUGAUGUGGAAGUUUGUCCACUACCUCCAAUGGUGAGCCAUGGAGACUACAUCUGCCACCCGCGGCCUUGCGAGCGUUACAACCACGGGACGGUGGUGGAGUUUUACUGUGAUCCUGGUUACACCCUCACCAACGACUAUAAGUACAUCACCUGCCAGUAUGGAGAGUGGUUCCCCUCCUACCAAGUAUACUGUGUCAAAACAGAACAAACCUGGCCAAAUACACAGGAGACCCUCCUGACUACAUGGAAAAUAGUGGCAUUUACUGCUACCAGCGUUUUAUUAGUACUGCUACUGGUUAUUUUAGCCAGGAUGUUCCAGACCAAAUUUAAGACACAUUUCCUUCCACGAGGCAACCAGGAGGGCUCCAUGGGUGACCCCGACUUUGUGGUGGUGGAUGGUGUUCCUGUCAUGCUGCCUUCCUAUGAUGAAGCUGUGAGCAGCGGCUUGAAUGCUCUGGCACCCGGAUACUCAGCUACCGCAGACCAGGGGCAUAUUUUGCAGACAGAAGACCAGAACCCUCCUGCUUACCCCGGCCCCAGGAUUACAGACACGCUGCCUAGCGAAUCUGAGACCUGUGACAACAGGUCAGAGUCCUCUGAACUGCUCCAAAGCUUGUACCCAUCCCAGGCAUGCCAAGAGGCAGCACUUCCUGGUUCAGAUAGAACUGAUGUAUCCCAUGGCACUGCUGGGGAGGCUGCGUCCACGAGUCCACGGAUUGAUAUUGCAGAUGAGAUUCCUUUGAUGGAAGAAGACCCUUAGCCUGCACAGAGACCGGUCUUCAUUGAAUUGCACUGUUGGGUGGUGUGAAUCAUGAGCAUCUAGAGAUAGAAAAGACUAUCUGUGGAUUUGGGGAGGGUUUUUUCCUACAUAUCAAUCUUCCACGUGAUGAUGUCACCAGGUUAGGUGUGCAUCUUAAUCCACAGCAGGGAUAAGAGCAUCAGCAUUUGGAACAGCAGCAGUUUUAUGAAUGAAUCCUGGGGAUUUGAUGUGAGCAGAUGUAGAAAAAGAACUGUGGCUUUUUAGAAAUGAAAUGUAUCUCUGCAUCGCAGAAAGUCAUAUGGUUCUGUAAGAAAUGCUAUUGGAUUUUGAUACUAACUGCCUCAGCAUGUCAAAGUAUGUAAAUUUGCUUAUAAAGACUGCUUUAAAUGAUCUAUGGACCUCCAGUUUAUGAAGAAUCCUUUAAAAAAAUACUAGUACUGAAACACACAAAAAGAGGAAAGAUCCUCUUUGGCUUUCCUACAGUGAUCAGGAAGCUUUUGAUUUAGCUGUUGGUGAUUUUGUUUCAGACCAUGUCUGCAGAAAAUAUAACAGAGACAAUGGGAUUCAUAUAUACUUUAAUGUAUGAUAGCAAAUAUAUAUAAAUAUAUAUAUAUAUAUAUUUAAAAACUCUUAAAGAGAAAGAAAAGGAAAGACUCCAAGGUCACAUAAUGAUCUGGAGAUUUUUUUAAAGGCAAGGCAGAAUUUAUAUCCUAUUCAAUAUUCAAGGUAAAGUAUCGGUAUUUGUAUUUAUGCAAGACUUCUGUGACUACAUUGCAUUUGAUAAAUCCUGCUAUAAUAUGAGAGAUCUAGAAAAUGUCAAACUUACUAAAAUACGUGCUUAAGAAAUGUUGAACUGCCCUGCUUCAACCUUUCUUAAGCUCUUACAACAUAUACGUAUAUAUACCAGAGUAAUCUACAGUCAUAGCCCAGAGCACUGCCUUGUCCCUGUACAUUGUGGUAGUAUUCUGAGCCAUUAUUGUAGAAUACUUUUUAAAGAAACAAUAAAGUUCAGUUUCAGUUCUUUUGACUUAA